AUGAUCUGUCUGCUGGCCUUCCCGAAGGUCAGCCUGUUUAUUCUCGUGUUUUUCCCGUCGGAGGCGCUGAUCACGGCAGCUCGGGGCAUCUUGUAUGGCCCGUCUUCGUUAAGUGGCCGCGGGGGCUCGGGCGGCCCCAAGCCGAAGGCACAGCUGUGGGGUCUGAAGUCUGUAACUCCCGGAUUCAUUGCUGCCAUUAUUGUUUUCGUUUUGCAUCGCCUUACCCCAGACGGAGAGUGGCAUUCUCCAGGCAAAGUCACGCACGUCAACUGGGAAGCUCGAUUCGACACGUAUCUACUGAUUUUGCAUAGGAAUUUCGAGUGGACCGAUAAGCUUAUCGCCUACUGGAACGAGAGGCUCUUUCCGUCUGCAUCCGGCUCCACAAAGAAGCGUUCGGCCCCCAAGGACCCUCUCGCUCAUGCGAAGUCCCUUUUCGAUAAGAUCCAGGCUCGAUCCGUGUCGUCUGACGCUGGUGAUGCCGAUGCCCAGCCAGCUCCUCAAGCCCAACCGUCCGAUGCCCUCCAGAUCGAGACACAGAUCGGCCAGAUGACGAUCUCGGGCACGAACAUCGCGAUUGCGCCGGCUUCGUCUGUCACGCGCGUAGCGUCUGCUCGCGCUGCUGCUUCAUCGUCUACUCCGCAGCCCUUGAGCUCGGCUUCAGCGGUUCCCCACGAGACGCCCCGUGAGCCGGUUGCAGCCCCCAUGGCUGUAGCUGAUCCCCUCGCCACCAAACCGGCGCGCAAGACCCGCGCGAAGGCGAAGGAACCUCAGGCCCAACAGCAGGCGCCAGAGGAGACUCAGCCUGCCGAACCGAAGAGGGCGAAGCGUACGAAGCGUACUUAG
Coniophora puteana RWD-64-598 SS2 is the source of this 843-nucleotide messenger RNA. RefSeq lists its product as uncharacterized. Lineage: Eukaryota; Fungi; Basidiomycota; Agaricomycetes; Boletales; Coniophoraceae. The coding region runs from base 1 to 843 and encodes 280 amino acids. The transcript is spliced from 4 exons. The record is from RefSeq and is a predicted model, not a curated record.